UACCUCCUUACUUAUAUAAUUACGUGGGUACCUUACAACGAGCCUGCGCGGGGCCGCCUUGGGAGCUUUCAUCAUCCACCUUUUAACCACCCUUACAACGCUUCGUCCAUUUCAUAUCCAAGACAAAUUUACCAUCUUUACUCCCCCCGGUCCAAACCACUUUUAAGGAGAUAUUGAUAAAGCAUACAAGGACUCCCCAAGCCCGAUCCCACUCACCAUGGCUACCGCAUCGCAGUCUGGUGGCUCCGGUUUCAAUACCACCUUCAGAGACAAGGAGAAGCCGGUCGCCGUACGGUCUUCGAAUAUCGUUGCCGCCAGAGCCGUUGCCGAUGCCAUCAGAACUUCGCUGGGACCCCGAGGCAUGGACAAGAUGAUCAGGAGCGGGAAGGGCGAGACCAUAAUCACAAACGACGGAAACACCAUGCUGAAGAGCAUGUCCGUCAUGCACCCGACCGCGAGGAUGCUCGUCAACCUCUCGGCGGCACAAGACGUCGAAGCCGGAGACGGCACCACCUCGGUGGUGGUCAUAUGCGGUGCUCUGCUUGGCGCCGCCGAUAGGCUUCUAUCCAAGGGUGUCCAUCCCGCAGUCAUCUCCGAGUCCUUCCAGAGAGCGGCGGCGGCAGCAGUCCAGGUCCUCCACGACAUGUCGCAGCCCGUCUCCCUGACCGACACCGCCACUCUCCUCCAGGCAGCGAACACCUCGUUAUCCUCCAAGAUCGUCUCGCAGUACUCAGGUCUUCUAGGGCCUAUGGCCGUCAACGCGGUCACUAAGACCAUCGAUAUCAAAACGGCAGACAACGUUGAUCUGAAGAACAUUAGGAUCAUCAAGAAGGUGGGGGGCACGAUAGAAGAUAGUGAGUUGGUCGACGGCUUGGUUCUCAACCAAUCUGUCAUCAAGGCUGCCGGUGGUCCCGCGAGAAUGGAGAAAGCCAAGAUCGGGUUAAUCCAGUUCCAGCUGAGCCCUCCGAAGCCAGACAUGGAAAAUACUAUCCAGGUUAACGACUACCGCCAAAUGGACAAGAUCGUCAAGGAGGAGCGGCUCUAUCUCCUGAACUUGGUCAAGAAGAUCAAGAAGGCCAAGUGUAACGUGCUUCUGAUCCAAAAAUCCAUCCUACGUGACGCGGUCAACGACCUGUCUCUACACUUCCUCGCCAAGCUCAAUAUCCUGGCCGUGAAGGACAUUGAACGAGACGAGGUGGAAUUCAUUUGCAAAUCCACCGGUUGCAAGCCAAUCGCCGAUAUCGAUUCCUUUACGGAGGACAAGCUCGGAACCGCGGAUCUGGUCGAGGAAUCUCAGUCGAACGGCGCGCGGAUGGUUAAAAUCACGGGGACGAAGUCGGCGGGCAAGACGGUUUCGAUAGUGUGCCGCGGCGCCAACAGCCUCAUCCUAGAUGAGGCGGAGCGCUCGCUCCACGAUGCGCUCUGUGUCAUCCGCUGCCUAGUCAAGAAGAAGGCGCUGAUCGCGGGCGGAGGUGCGCCGGAGAUUGAGAUCGCGGCUCAACUGUCGAAACAGGCACGCUCGCUGACUGGCACAGAGGCCAUCUGUUGGAAGGCCUUCGCGGACGCUUUGGAAGUCAUACCCACAACGCUGGCGGAAAACGCGGGCCUAAACAGUAUCAAGGUGGUGACCGAUCUACGGCAUCGGCACGAGAUGGGAGAGAAGAACGCGGGGGUGAGCAUCAAGAGCGGAGGAGUUAACCCGAACAUUGGCAAGGAAAACGUGCUGCAACCGCUGCUGGUGAGCACGAGCGCGAUCGAGUUAGCGGCGGAGACGGUCAAGAUGAUCCUGAGGAUAGACGACAUCGCCCUGACGAGGUAGUCGGCUUAGGAUGACUUAGUUGGUGGUGCCCUCGGCUAGAGCCGCAUCGGGGACGAUACGAUACGAGCAGGAUGGACGAGGAUGUUUGACUAUAUCCCACGGUCAUGUCAGCUAUUUACGAUACAGGUCAGACCCCAUAGGCAACAUUAGCUAGGUACAAUAGAGAAAAGAGUAAAAGCGACAGCCUGGGAAGCGAUGCGCGGACCGGGAUGGCACGCCCAAACCAAGCCCGGACCGGAAGCGGGUUUCGUAGCUCGACGGGAGGCCGAGGACGAAAGGGCGUAGCUACUAAGGUGGUAUGGGCGAUUCAUUGGCUGUAGGCCGACGCUGGCCGGGAUCGGAUAUUGCGCGGGCGAGCGAGGGAAGGCAUUGGUGGGGUAAGUGUGAUGGACGUGAUACAGCAUUGUACGGCAGUGGCUACUUGCCUAGACGGGCGGGAAGAGGGGCCUCAAUGGCGUCACUUUUCGCGAUGCCGUCGGAAGUCGCUAACACACGGCUCCUGCCAUACGGCUAAGAGGGAAAGCACGACAUUAGUCAUGGUCGUGCCGUUAUCGAGAGCGCCGUGUUAAUAAGACGGUGCCGUCUACUCAUAUUUCGCUUCCCCCCCUCCCUCGCAACCCCCAAUUCCGCUUCUC
Messenger RNA from Durotheca rogersii, 2454 nucleotides. RefSeq names its product T-complex protein 1. Lineage: Eukaryota; Fungi; Ascomycota; Sordariomycetes; Xylariales; Xylariaceae. The record is from RefSeq and is a predicted model, not a curated record. Gene Ontology annotation, biological process: protein folding. The transcript has 4 exons. Gene Ontology annotation, cellular component: chaperonin-containing T-complex. Gene Ontology annotation, molecular function: ATP-dependent protein folding chaperone; ATP binding; ATP hydrolysis activity. Bases 218 to 1819 code for a protein of 533 amino acids.